This is a messenger RNA of Neofelis nebulosa (Clouded leopard), 2974 nucleotides long. It is a transcript of the gene ZFP90, whose product is annotated as ZFP90 zinc finger protein. The coding region runs from base 948 to 2831 and encodes 627 amino acids. The record is from RefSeq and is a predicted model, not a curated record. Gene Ontology annotation, molecular function: DNA-binding transcription activator activity, RNA polymerase II-specific; RNA polymerase II cis-regulatory region sequence-specific DNA binding. Lineage: Eukaryota; Metazoa; Chordata; Mammalia; Carnivora; Felidae. Gene Ontology annotation, biological process: regulation of transcription by RNA polymerase II. Gene Ontology annotation, cellular component: nucleus. The transcript has 6 exons.
AAGACCGCAUGCCCUAGAGACUGUCGGAGUUUUUGUACUGCCUUCUGGAACUCGUAGUCCUUUAAGGACGCGAAGGGGGCUUAUGCCGCGGGCAGGUUACCGGGGGUGGACUGCAUUUCCCAGGGUGCAUGAAGAAACCGAGGCGCUGAGGAGGGCGGGAGGACUGUUUCCAUAGCAAAGGCGGCUGGUUGGGGCUGGCUGACUGAGAAAUGGGGCAGGCCGCGGGACCCUCGGAUUGUGCGUGACUACCGGCAGCCUCUUGGGAGGGCGUUUCGAUUUUUUUUUUUUUUUUUUUUUUUUUUUUUUGUCCUCGGCACCCUCCACGGGACUCUGGGCCUCAGUUUUCCUACCUGAGAAGAAGGGUGUGGAGCCGUCCCCCUGCCCACAGUCCGCGGUGAUGGGGCAAACCGAGGUCGAGCCGCUCUGGUUUGCCCAGCAAAGACAAGGAAACUGAGGCCUAUAGAGGUUCUAAGACUAGCCCAAGGUCACACAGCCAAUAAAUGGGAGAGAUGUGCCAGCCAUCCACUGUCAAAGCCUGAGUACUGCCUUUCCUACUGCCCAUUCUACUGUGGAACAUCUCUGGCUAUUGAAACGUUUUCUCUCACAUAAAGCUAAAAAUCUCCUUCUCACUAAACUGCAGGAUGAACCUUCAGAACUGAGUCUCCUUUGGAUUUGCCCAGCUAGUGACUACAACUGAAGCCCUGAGACAUGCACUCCUUGGGACCAGGAAAGGUAAGAAGGGCAUCCUGAAAAUCCUUCCUGAAGAUGAUAAGACUUGGCAUCAUUUUGAGAGGCUUAUUUGUCAUUGAUACUGCCCCAGGAGCUGGGGGAAUUGAGUGGCACCUGAGGAUAAUGAACUAAGGACACCUCUGGCUCAGAACUUGAGAAAAUCCCUCUGGACCCAAAGAGGCCACAAGCCCACAGAUUAAAGCCCAAAUUCUACAGAAAUGAAUUUUUGUGAAUCCGUGACAUUCAAAGAUGUGGCUGUGGACUUCACCCAGGAAGAAUGGCACCACGUGGACCCUGCUCAGAGGCGCUUGUACAGGGAUGUGAUGCUGGAGAACUAUAGCCACCUGGUUUCUCUUGGAUAUCAAGUUUCCAAGCCAGAGGUGAUCUUCAAAUUGGAACAAGGAGAAGAGCCAUGGAUAUCAGAGGGAGAAAUCCAAAGACCUUUCUGUCCAGACUGGAAGACCAGGCCUGAAGGCAAAUCAUCACAUCUGCAGCAGAGUGUAUCUGAAGGAUCCCGUAGUGCAGAUGGCCUUUCACGUGCCACAUUCGAAAACACUUGGGAUGUUAGUAGCCAGUUAGAAAGACACCAGGAAAACUGGAAAAGAUAUCUGGGGCCAGAUGCAUCCACCCAGAAGAAAACAAUCACACCAGAGGAAAAUUUUCAGCAAAGUAAAUUUGGUGAAAACCCCAGAUUGAAUACAGUUCUGGUUACACAACUGAAUGUUCCUUCAAGGCCUAGUGAAUGUGAUACACUUGGAAGCAAUUUGGGACAGAAUUCAGAUAUAAUUAAUCAGAGUAAUAUCCUUGCAAAAAAGAAACCUUAUAAAUGUGAUAAAUGUAGAAAAGCCUUUAUUCAUAGAUCAUCACUUACUAAACACGAGAAAACUCAUAAAGGAGAGGGAGCUUGCCCCAAUGGUACAGAUCAGGGAAUUUAUCCUGGAAAGAAACACCAUGAAUGUACUGACUGUGGAAAAACCUUCCUCUGGAAGACACAACUUACUGAGCAUCAGAGAAUUCACACUGGGGAGAAGCCCUUCGAAUGUAAUGUGUGUGGGAAGGCCUUCAGGCAUAGCUCAUCGCUUGGCCAGCAUGAGAACGCUCAUACCGGAGAGAAACCUUAUCAGUGUAGUCUCUGUGGGAAAGCCUUCCAGCGCAGCUCCUCCCUUGUUCAACACCAGAGAAUUCACACUGGAGAGAAACCCUAUCGAUGCAAUUUAUGUGGGAGAUCUUUUAGGCAUGGCACAUCCCUCACUCAACAUGAGGUGACACAUAGUGGAGAGAAACCCUUCCAAUGUAAGGAGUGUGGGAAAGCCUUUAGUAGAUGUUCUUCUCUUGUCCAGCAUGAAAGGACUCAUACAGGAGAGAAACCUUUUGAAUGUAGCAUAUGUGGGAGGGCUUUUGGUCAGAGCCCGUCCCUUUAUAAGCAUAUGAGGAUUCAUAAGAGAGGCAAACCUUACCAAAGCAAUAACUACAGUGUAGAUUUCAAGCACAGCUCAUCUCUUACUCAAGAUGAAAGCACUGUCAAUGAAGUGAAAUCCUAUCAUUGUAAUGAUUGUGGGGAAGACUUCAGUCACAUCACUGACUUUACUGAUCAUCAGAGGAUCCAUACCGGACAGAACCCCUAUGAAUGUGAGCAGAACUUUAAUCAACAACCUGUUUCUCAUCCUGGAGAGAAACCCUAUCAGUGUAAUGUAUGUGGAAAAGCUUUCAAAAGGAGUACAAGCUUCAUAGAACAUCACAGAAUUCAUACUGGAGAAAAACCCUAUGAAUGUAAUGAAUGUGGAGAAGCCUUUAGUCGACGUUCAUCACUUACUCAACAUGAGAGGACCCACACUGGAGAGAAACCCUAUGAAUGUAUUGACUGUGGGAAAGCCUUCAGUCAAAGUUCAUCCCUAAUUCAGCAUGAGAGAACUCAUACUGGAGAAAAACCCUAUGAAUGUAAUGAAUGUGGGCGAGCCUUUCGAAAGAAAACCAAUCUGCAUGAUCAUCAGAGAAUUCAUACUGGAGAAAAACCCUAUGCUUGUAAGGAAUGCGGGAAAAACUUCAGUAGAAGCUCAGCGCUAACUAAACAUCAGAGAAUUCAUACACGAAAUAAACUGUAGAAACCCUGAAAUUAAGGAAUGUGCAGAAAAUUUUAGCUAAAAUAUUGUUCAUAUUCAGUAUCAGAAGAUUCUUAAUGGAGAGGAAGCUUGAGAAUGUAAUGAAUUUGUGUCUGUGUGUGUGUGUGUGUGUGUGUGUGUGUGUG